AUUGGUAUUAGGUUGUUUAAUACUACACUGGAGCUUAUUAAGGCACUAGCUUUACUCAGAUCAGCUUUGUGACAUCACCCACUACACAAUGCUCCGAGUUCUACCUCAACCUGCUUCCAAGAACACAGCAAUAUGCCCCUAUGACCGCCAGCCAUGAAAUCCCCUCUAACUGACUGAAUACGUACGAUAGCCAUGUGGCCGGACAUAUCUUAACAGCUGUAUAUAGCAUCAUGGACGAUGCAGCUGUCCUUAAAAAAAGAGGCUACAUCAUGGGAGCAAAUUUAGGGGAAGGGUCUUAUGCGAAGGUGAAGUCCGCCUUCUCUGAACGCUUGAAAUUCGACGUGGCGGUCAAAAUUAUAGACCGGAAGAAAGCUCCCGCUGAUUUUCUGGAGAGGUUUCUUCCAAGAGAGAUAGACAUCUUGGCCAAAGUGAACCACCGGUCCAUCAUAAAAACCUACGAAAUCUUUGAAACCUCAGAUGGCAAAGUGUACAUCGUAAUGGAGCUUGGCGUUCAAGGGGACUUGCUGGAGUUCAUUAAGACCAAAGGAGCCCUGCCCGAAGAGAUUGGCCGCAAGAUGUUCCGCCAGUUAUGUUGCGCCAUUAAGUACUGUCACGAUGCUGACAUCGUCCAUCGAGACCUGAAAUGUGAAAACCUCCUCCUGGACAAAGAUUACCACAUCAAGCUUUCUGAUUUUGGCUUCUCCAAGCGCUUGACGCGCGAUGAUGACGGGAAAAUUAUCUACAGCAAAACUUUCUGCGGUUCUGCAGCUUAUGCAGCUCCGGAAGUGCUGCAAGGCAUCCCCUAUGAGCCCAAAGUUUACGACAUGUGGAGUCUUGGCGUCAUUUUGUACAUUAUGGUGUGCGGCUCUAUGCCUUACGACGACUCCAACAUUCGGAAAAUGCUACGGCUGCAGAAGGAGCACAGGGUGCAUUUUCCCAAGUCCAAAAACUUGACGGUGGAAUGCAAAGAUCUGAUUUACCGCAUGCUCCAGCCUGACGUGAGCCGGCGCUUGCGUAUCGACGAGGUCUUAAGUCACAUAUGGAUGCAGUCUUCCAAAGCCCGAGCCGUGUCGGUCACGUCGAUCGCGAAAAACGGAGGAGAGUGCUCCCGGACGGUGGGUGAGCCAAAGGAAGAACAGAGAGCAGGCAUGGAACUGGAUCACAAAACCGAGUCCAAGCCAAGGAUCCCAACCCGAUUGGAAGUAGUAGAAGAAAAAGAGGAACCUGUUGAAACUGAAAAACGAGACCCUAUCGAGGAGGUAACAGCUGAGUUGGAGAUGACAGACCUCUAAAGCCACUAGGCCACAGGGGGUUCAUCCAUGCAGCCGGAGGUAGUCUGGGUAACCAAAUGGACAAGGCAGUUUGGGGAAACAGACGAGAGCUUCAUGGUUGAAAGUAUUAGAGAAGGAGAGAGACUACAAUGGGGGGAAAAGGGCUUUCUUAAUAUCAAUGUUUUUUUUUUAAAAAAAGCAAUUCUAUUAAAUAUUUUGUAAAUUGAUUUAUAUUUCACUGUAAUUGUCAACUGCCUGCAAUGGAUCUCAGGAGCUUGUAUAGAGAAGGUCAGACAUUGGCCACUUAUGGCUCUCUAGAUCCACUUAGUCUGCAAACGGCACCAGGCCUAGCCAGCGUGCCUAAUAGCAAGGCUGGGAUGGGAGCGACAGCUUGACAUCUGGAGGGCCAGAAGUUGCUCAUCCACCAGCGGUUCAAAUCCCACUUCAGAAUUUCACUUGGGUGCCUUUGAAAAUAAUACACAGAAAUUCUCAAGGUUGAGGCCUUACUAAAGAGGAACUUGCAGUGCUAAGAAUAUCCUGCCCCUGAAAGCAGUUUGAAUUUUUAAUUUCUUUAUCCCUCACCCAUCUGGAAAAGGCAUAUGGGGACAGUCAGUGUCUAUCCCCACAAGUCCCAUAAAAUUGCUAGAUAUCAGCAAAUCAUUCCCCAGGUUAUAAAACAGAAGGGGCCGAGUUAUGAUCCUCCAGACUGGACUACAAUUCAUAAACGGCCUUCAUUAGCAGGGCCAAGAGUGAAGGUUAAUGGGAUUUGGAGUCCAGAAUCUUGUGAAGGGGUGCCUACUCCAUUUCAGAAGACUUUAAAAGCCUCCCAACAGCAGAGUCUCCGAGAGGCCCUUCGGAGUCUUGUUGACAUACAGGGAACCCCAUUGUCUGCAGAAGUCACCUAUGGAUGCAUCAAUCUGGUGAUUUAUACAAUGGAAAUGUAGUUUGCAACACUGACACGUUACCCCACCUGAUUUAGGGAUGGGCAAUUUGUAGCCUCCCAGAUAUUUCUGGACUGCAGCUCCCAUCAUUCUUUGCCAUUGGCUUUGCUCUCUCAGGUUGAUGGAUGUUGUAGUCAAACAACUACCAGAGGUUCCACAGUCUAAGAUGUAAUUGUAGCCCGAAGGAUGUUCAAGGCUGCAGUGGUGAGCAAUCUGAUGCUCCAUCUCCCAUCAGCCCCCUUCACUAAGGCCAACAGGGAUGAUGAGAUUUGUACUCAAAACAGGGUCAAGAAAGAAACAUAAUUCUCAACGUGCCUAUAUUUUCUCAGGUGCCUUAAAAGGCACUUUGUAAAAAACUAGAUGGCUUGGCUUUUCCAAAACAAACUCGUGAAAUCUGUCAACCAUUAGCCUGCUGUACAGUACAUUGUCUGUCCCAAAUAGAUUUAUUAUAUAUAAAAUAUACAAGCAUUUUGAGAUUUUUGCUCUCCUCUCAAUAUUUUGUUGUUGUUGUCAAGCCCUCCUCCCUGGGAUUUACAGUCAAAGAGUCAUGGCUUCCUCAUAUGCUACUGUACAUCGCACAAGAAUGCCAGAUAUUUCUGUUUCAUCUCUUAUUUGGGACUAACGGGUUUAUAUUCAGCCUCUUCAGCCAGAUCAUGUCACGCGGCGU
Pogona vitticeps (central bearded dragon) is the source of this 2879-nucleotide messenger RNA. The record is from RefSeq and is a predicted model, not a curated record. Lineage: Eukaryota; Metazoa; Chordata; Lepidosauria; Squamata; Agamidae.